Frankliniella occidentalis (western flower thrips) is the source of this 2024-nucleotide messenger RNA. RefSeq lists its product as uncharacterized. The coding region runs from base 320 to 1678 and encodes 452 amino acids. Lineage: Eukaryota; Metazoa; Arthropoda; Insecta; Thysanoptera; Thripidae. The record is from RefSeq and is a predicted model, not a curated record. The transcript is spliced from 5 exons.
UAAUUUCAUUCACUUUGAAGAGUCUCUUAUUCUGUACUUAUAAGUACAUCAUGAAAAUUACCAAAUUCAGCACAUAUCUUAGACUUGAAAAGUAAAACAAUCAAAAUUUUAAGUUAGUUUUCACUUUAUUUUGUUCUUGUAGGAAAGGGCUGUUCAGUAGCGCCCCCCUGAUUUGAGCGUGGCGCGCACUCCCCGCUGGCUCACUUACGCCCCUCUCUAUUGCCUUCUGCAAUGAUCGCGGACUGCGGGCGGUAGGCGCUCAGCAGGCCCAGGCGCGGCCAGCAGCAGCAGCAGGCGCAGCAGGCCACAGGGCACAACAAUGCCGGCCAGCUGGGGCGGCCAGUGUUGCUGCGGCCUCUAUGUGGAGGCCCCUCGCCCUCGCCGUCCACACGCAUCGCCAGGCAUGACUAGCUUCGCUGCGGCCGACUUCAGGAAGGACAACAUGUUCCGGCUCAGCUCUCUGGGCGCCGUGCCGGCCCUCUCCGUGCGGCCGCGGCCCGCGUGCGCGUCGCACCCCUUCGCGGCCGAGGAUGACUGCCAGCGCUUUGGCGACUUCCACCCGAUGUACGACGGGGUCCUCGAGGCCUGGCCGGCGGGCAGCAUCACUCCCGCCCCGCUGUGGAGGCAGCCGCGGCCCUCGCCCGGCGUCCCGAAGCAGGCCAUGUCCCCGGCCGGCGCGCUGGCGGGCGCCCUGGCGCCGCCCCCGCUGCCACCAACGCCCCUGCCGCUGCUGCCGCCGCUCCCCUUCUUCCCGGGGGACGAGCCCUGCAUCUACUCGGAGUGGCGCGAGUCCUGCCCCUGGCGGGAGGCUGACGCCGCGGGCGCGGGCGCGGGCCCCUCGGGCACGGCCGUGGCCACCCCGCACGGCACCAUGUCCCUCCGGCUGCACGACAGGGUGCGCGUCGACAUGAGCGUGGACCGCGCCAUCCGCGUCAUCAACCUCAAGAACAACAUCGUGCUGGCGCUGGGCGGCAACGGCUCCUCGGCGGCGCUGCUGCACCCCAACGGCAGGACGUACCAGUACGGCAGCCGCGUCGAGAUCCUGGCGCACGACUCGCGGGGCAACAACAAGUUCGCCAAGAUGUGGUACAAGGGGGUGAGCUUCACCUCCGAGCAGUGCGCGCUCGUGUACCUGGUGGACACGGCGGGGACGCGCACCACCACGGACAACUUCUCGGACAUGUCGCAAGACCUGUCGCUGUCCGUCUUCUACAACGACUCCCGCCACGGGCCGGCCUGCGUGUCGGAGGCCAUCAACCUGCUGGAGUCCGGCCAGUACUGGGUGACGGACGAGGGCGUCGAGAACUGGCUCAUCAACGGCGUGCGGGUGUCGCAGACUGCCGACGGGCUCGUCAGGUUCGCUCCCCACGCUCCCUUUGGUCCUUCCCCAACCGUGUCCCUCGGCCGACGCGCGGUCACCGCAAGGUCACCGGCUCUGUCCGUGCCCCACAGGGUCGCUCGCAACAGCAACAAGUACCAGGUGCGCACGUCGCCGUCCAACGGGUCCGCGUCGCUGACGACGCCCUUCCUGCACUGCACGGCGUCCCUGGGCCAGACGUCGCACCUGUUCGUGCGCCGGGGGGAGCGCCGCAUGCACUACGACGGCGCGAGCUUCAUCGUGCGCAACGCCGGCCACUCGGCGGGCUUCGACGAGAAGAACCAGCUCAAAGUGUACUAGGGUGUAACGGGGUGCAUGACCCCCCCGGCGGGUAGCGACCCCGCGCCCGGGCCGCUCCCCACCUCCACUCCGCCAUCACCCCCCGCGCCCCCUCACUGUAAAUAGUACGUACGUGCUGCGCCCUUAUGAGCGGGGCGCUUGCACCACCCAGCUUUCCAUAACCGUUCACCCCCACCGUGCUUUGUACUCUCUAGUCAUACUAUAUGUUUACUGAUUUGUCGAUAUUUGACCCUGCUCUGCGCUGGGCCCGUGUUUGUGUCGUUUGUGUCGAGUCCUAUCACAUUUUGUGUGUAGUGAUGUUAUAACGCUGUGCAAAUAGAAUUGUUGUUCUGUGCGUCGCUGUACA